CAUGAACUUGGUUCUUGCCCGCUGCCUCGCACUCUUCCGCACCAUGACCCUGCUGGAAUCCACGACGAGGGAGUCCGCUGCGUUAGUCGCCUCCGCGAUGGGAAAGCUGAACUUACCCCCGUCUCUGCAGUUCCGCAUUAACCGCUACCAGAGGUUUUUGUCCAUCGAAAGAAACUCCACCGCCCGCGACGCUUUGUUCCGCGAUUUGAGCCCGAACUUGGAUCUGGAGCUAAGAUUAUCAAAUGUAAAAAUGUCUGGGUCUGGAAGAAUGCAGCUUGUGAUGCUGAAUUUGGAUUCCAAAAAAAUCUGUAUUGCAUGAGCAGCAAAGGGAGUGCAAUUUUUGCUACGCGGAGAGGGCAUUUGUCAUGCGGAAUAGGCAUCGCGAAGCCCUCAAAAAAUCUGUGAUGCUAGGGCAUGCAUCACAGACAUCAUGGCCAAUGCAAAACAUGAAUGACAAGUCUCAGAAUCUUCCAGACCCAGACAUUUUUACAUUUGAUAAAGAUUGAUCCUGUACAAACAAUUGAUCGAGACGGCGCCGUUCUUCCAGGAGCUCCGAAGCUCCGCCGUCGGCGCGGUCGUGAGCGGAUUUGACGAAAUUGUGGUGUGUCCGGGGGACAUCAUCAUCCGGAAGGGGGCGGUUGGCAGGGAGAUGUUCUUCAUUUUGAAGGGCAGGGUGGAAGUUUGCGGCAGUGCCGAUGGGUACCCGCUGUACGCGACAAAGUCGCAGGGGGAGUAUUUCGGUAUAGAAGUGGGCUACUAGUAGUUCCUGCGUGAUUGAGUAUUUCUGUGCUCAUGUUGCGAUAUUGAAAUAGAAUUGACGUCUUCGCAUAUUAUGAUCUACUGAUGCAGUAGUUCGAACGAGUAGACCAAGCGCAAGCACCUCUACUCUGAAUAAACACCACAACGUUCUUUCAUCUCCAGGCGAAGCCGCCCUCCUGAUGGACACGUUGCGGUCCGCGUGGGUUCGGGCGAAGACGUUUGUCGUGUUGGCGCACCUGACAAAAGACAAGUUCAAUUUCAUCAUGGAGGAGUGUCCGGACGAGAAAUUCAAGAUGCUCCAGGAAAUUGACGCGCAGAGGAUUGUCCUGGAAAGCGAUGGGGACGACAAGAAGAAGUAAUUAGGUGGGCCGAGGAGCUGAGCCGGUAGUCGUAGCGGACGAAGAUAAGUAAAUUUUUGCGUCGUGACCACUUGUGUAUGAUUCUUCUGUCUGUAUACUUCCAGAAAGACAAGAAGACAAUCUGACAGAUGACAUUCAUGAUCAAAGAACAAUUUAGUUGCAGUCCACUAGAUAGUCCAACAAACCUCCUGUGAAGGCC
Amoebophrya sp. A120 is the source of this 1317-nucleotide messenger RNA. The record is from the annotation of a GenBank genome assembly. Lineage: Eukaryota; Dinophyceae; Syndiniales; Amoebophryaceae.